AUGAUAAUGGGGAUGGAAUUGUUGGCUUUGAAUUCAUCACCACUAUGCAAUGUUACUCCAAGAACUAGGAGGAGAAUUCAUCACACACCCAACAAUUACAAGGCUUCCGUGGCUAUGAUGAUGGCAUCUGCUUCCAAGGUUUCCGUGGCUAUGAUGAUGACAUCUGCUUCCAAGGUAUAUGAUUCAGUGUUAGAGAACAAAAAGCAUGUCCUUUUAACCUCUCUUCAAGACACACAAAGAGGACUCUUGACAACUCCUCAUCAACGUUCUUCUAUAGAACAAGCACUAGUGAAUGUAGAAGGAACCAACGUCGGUCAACCAAUUGAUUUCAACAAACUCGACGGAACCUGGCGCCUCCAAUAUACUUCUGCUCCUGAUGUUCUCGUUCUAUUCCAAGCUGCUGCUACACUUCCUUUCUUUCAAGUCGGACAGAUAUUUCAGAAAUUCGAAUGCCGUCAUAACUCUACCGGAGGCAUCAUUCGCAACGCUGUCCGUUGGAGUAUUCCAAAUUUCUUCGAGGUAAAACACCCUCAAGACCCGUCGUGCUUUACAUGCUAA
Vicia faba (fava bean) is the source of this 558-nucleotide messenger RNA. The record is from the annotation of a GenBank genome assembly. NCBI's taxonomy places the organism in Eukaryota, Viridiplantae, Streptophyta, Magnoliopsida, Fabales, Fabaceae.